Molecule: messenger RNA, 555 nt
Organism: Octopus bimaculoides (California two-spot octopus)
Lineage: Eukaryota; Metazoa; Mollusca; Cephalopoda; Octopoda; Octopodidae
Product: ATP-dependent DNA helicase PIF1
Source: RefSeq, a predicted model, not a curated record
AUGGAAAGUUUGCAAGCAGUUGUCAAUGAAAAGGAACCAAUUCUGGUACAGGAUCAAAAGGAGGUAUACUGGCAAGUUCUUACAUCUGUGAACAAAAACACUGGUGGGGAUUUUUUCUUAGAUGCUCCUGAAGGAACAGGAAAGACAUUAUUGAUCAACCUGCUCCUUGCUAAAGUGAGACAGAAGAUUGCUCUGGCUGUUGCAUCCUCUGGAAUUGCAGCCACACUCCUAACAGGUGGAAGAACAGUCCAUUCAACAUUCAAGCUGCUUCUGAACCUCAUCCAAAAUGAAUCUCCUUUAUGCAACAUAUCCAAGAAUACAUCAUUAGCAAAGCUCCUUACAGAUGCUAAACUCAUUGUCUGGGAUGAUGCAAUAAUGUUCCAUAAGGCAGCUUUUGAAGCACUUGAUACAACACUACAAGACUUCAGAAACAAUAAGAUCAUGGGUGAUGUCAUCCUCCUCAUGGCUGGUGACUUCAGGCAAACAUUGCCUGUCAUUCCCAGUGGAACAAAGGCAGAUGAGCUGAGAGCUUGCAUCAAGUCCUCAUAUAUCUGA